AUGCCUACCAACCGCUUGCCUAAGGCCCUGGCAUCCGGCCGCAUCAGCCCUUGGAUGAAGCCCGGCCGCUCAACAACCAUCGUUCGCAAAGACCACACCAAGUGGGAGUGCAACGAGAAAGUUGUAAAGAACGACAAAGGUGAGAUCAUGGAGUGCCAAGAGGUCAUGAAGAUGAGCGAGCGAGUCUGUACGAAAUGCUGGUGUAUUCGCAGAGUCGGCGCAGCUGCGCUGACCGAGGAUGAGAUAUAUCUUGGUAUGCUGGUUUCUAUCACCAAGGGAAUCAAUGAGUGGUGGGAGUAUUUCCCCGAGCUGCAGGAGGAGAGUCGCGAGGCGCCAACUGACACUGCGAUGGAGGGAAUGUGA
Fusarium musae is the source of this 363-nucleotide messenger RNA. RefSeq lists its product as uncharacterized. Lineage: Eukaryota; Fungi; Ascomycota; Sordariomycetes; Hypocreales; Nectriaceae. The record is from RefSeq and is a predicted model, not a curated record. The transcript has a single exon. The coding region runs from base 1 to 363 and encodes 120 amino acids.